GCUAGUCAAGUAAAAGAAAACCGAAAAAAUCCCAUUUAUUUUGCUGAUAGUGCGUAUUAUUCAAUGUUUAAUCACCUCAGUGGGUUUCGAAUUACGCUUAAAAAAUUUAGUACAAGACCAUUGGCUAUUCAUUGUAACAAAAUUGCAUUGGAGCUUGGAAAAUUAGAGCGAUUUUGUGCGCCCGGUACUUUUCUAACCUCUCGGUUUACCGCACUACCUCAGCUUUGUCGAUGUCAGUGUUAUUAUUCCACAAAUAAACUUUCGUCAAUAAAGAGUGUAAUCGACGAUAAAUCGAAUUGCUACAGUAUGCCUUCUAUGACAAAAUUCAAUUAUCCGAAAGCUCGUCGUGACGAGACUGCCGUUGAUGUUUAUCAUGGCGUUGAAGUUCCAGAUCCGUACAAAUGGCUUGAAGAUCCAGAUGCUGAAGAAACAAAAGCAUACGUUGAUGCCCAAAAUGCAAUCAGUUUACCAUUUAUUCAUGCCUGUCCUAAACGCCAAGCAAUUCAUAAUCGCCUAAAGCAACUUUGGGACUUUCCAAAAUAUUCAUGUCCAUCUAGAGAAGGAGACAAGUAUUAUUUUUUUAUGAACACAGGAUUACAAAAUCAAAGUGUUUUGUAUGUACAAAACUCCUUGGAUGGAGAACCAAAAGUUUUUCUUGAUCCAAAUACCUUUUCCGAUGAUGGCACUGUAGCUAUAUCUGAUGGACAAUUUAGUGAAGAUGGGAGCAUAUAUGCCUAUGGCUUAUCAUCUAGUGGGUCAGACUGGAAAAAGAUUCAUUUUAUAAAUGCUAAAACUGGUAAAAAGUAUCCUGAAGUAUUGGAGAAAGUUAAGUUCUCAUCAAUAAGCUGGACUCAUGAUAAUAAAGGUGUUUUUUAUGCUUUAUAUCCUGACCAUGCUGAAAAAUCUGAUGGUUCUGAAACUGUUCUCAAUAAAAACCAGAAAGUAUAUUAUCAUAAAGUGGGAUCACCUCAAACAGAAGAUGUUUUAGUGGUGGAAUUUCCUGAACACCCACAAUGGAGAAUAUCGGCAGAAGUUACGGAUUGUGGUAGAUGGCUAAUUGUUUCACCACAGCUAGAGUGUCAAGAUAACAUGGUUUUCUUCACCAAGUUAAAUCCCAAUGAAGAAAUAAAAGGAAAACUGAAGCUAACUGAAGUAAUUGGUACUCUAGAAGCUGAUUAUGAUUAUGUAGCUAAUUUUGGUACAAGAGCUAUUUUUAGAACAAACAAGAAUGCUCCCAAUUACAAAUUGAUUAGUAUUGAUUUGGAAAAUUUUGAAAAAGGUAAUUGGUCAGAAUUAAUCGCAGAGCAUCCACGUAAUGUUUUGAACUGGGCUUGUGCAGUUGACGGGGAUAAGCUUGUUGUCUGUUAUCUGGAAGAUGUUAAGAGUAUAUUAGGCGUAUAUAGUUUAGAAACUGGAAAGUUACUUAAGCAGUUACCUCUUGAUGUCGGAACCAUUGUUGGCUUUUCUGGAGACAAAAAGUAUUCAGAAAUAUUUUACAAAUUUACGUCGUUUUUAACUCCUGGAAUUAUUUAUACUGUAGAUCUUAAAAAAGAAGAACUGCCAAAGGUGUUCAGAGAAAUCAAAGUCAAUGACUUUGAUGCUAGCUUAUACAAAACUGCUCAAAUCUUUUAUCCUAGUAAAGAUGGAACAAAAAUUCCAAUGUUUAUUAUAACCAAGAAAGAUGUUGUAUUAGAUGGUUCGUCUCCUUGUUUGCUUUAUGGAUAUGGAGGCUUCAAUGUUAGCAUUCAACCUGCAUUUAGUGUCACAAGACUAGUCUUUUUACAGCACCUUAAUGGUAUUGUGGCUAUUCCAAACAUUCGUGGUGGAGGGGAAUAUGGUGAAAAGUGGCACAAUGGCGGUCGUUUUAGUAACAAACAAAACGUCUUUGAUGAUUUCCAAUGUGCCGCAGAAUACUUGAUUGAAAAUCGGUAUACUUCAGCCAAGAAGAUAAUAAUUCAAGGUGGCAGUAAUGGAGGGUUGUUGGUAGCAGCAUGCCUUAACCAAAGGCCUGACUUGUUUGGUGCUGCUAUUGCUCAAGUUGGAGUGAUGGAUAUGUUAAAGUUUCACAAAUUCACAAUUGGAUAUUGCUGGACAUCAGAUUACGGCUCUGCCGAUGAUCCUGAGCAUUUCAAAGCUUUAAUUAAAUAUUCGCCUCUACAUAACGUCAAACCGCCAAAAGACGGAGGUCAAUACCCGGCGACGUUGUUACUUACUGCAGACCAUGAUGAUCGCGUUGUUCCUCUGCAUAGUUUGAAACUAAUUGCAACGUUACAACACGAAAUCGGACAAUUGCCGCAGCAAACCAACCCUUUACUAAUUAGGCUUGACGUCAAAGCCGGGCACGGUGUAGGAAAACCAACCUCAAAAGAGAUUGAAGAGUAUACCGACAUUUUGGCGUUUAUAGUUCAAACGUUGAAUCUUGAUUUCAAAGAAGUAUAAGUGAAACUGCAUUUAUAUUUCGCAAUUGAUUAAAACAGAAAAUAUUUAUUCUUGACUGCAAGAUGUUACAUUUCUUCAUCGCAAGGUUCAUGGAUAUUCUUGUCUAUUCUUAUACUUGUGAACGUAAUGUAUUGUUUGAGUAUAGAAAGUUUUCGUUUUGCAAUAAA
Phymastichus coffea is the source of this 2606-nucleotide messenger RNA. Its product is annotated as prolyl endopeptidase. The record is from RefSeq and is a predicted model, not a curated record. The transcript is spliced from 11 exons. Gene Ontology annotation, cellular component: cytosol. The coding region runs from base 64 to 2439 and encodes 791 amino acids. Gene Ontology annotation, biological process: proteolysis. Lineage: Eukaryota; Metazoa; Arthropoda; Insecta; Hymenoptera; Eulophidae. Gene Ontology annotation, molecular function: serine-type endopeptidase activity; oligopeptidase activity.